AUGGUCCAACCAAAUUGAUGAAGGGGUCUAUGAAUUUCAGAUUGGGAAACAAAAGGAGACUGAUCAGAUUAAAGUUUCCUGUCCAAUUAUGUAUUAUGUAGGUGAGAUGCUGUUUUGUAGAGAGAGUGAACUAGAAGAUUGCAAAACUGUGAAAUUACACGUAGUUACAUUAGGAUGGGAAAUGAGAACUGACCUUGGAAAAACACUUUGUCAGUUGAUUGAAGAACAAGGAGGCAAUUACAUUCUUGAUGUUGAUCUAGACUUUUUCACAACAAUGAAUCCAUUUAUUGAAAUGCAUAAGAAAGUAGACAUGUACAGCAGACUAAGGCAGAUUUACAGCUUUGACUUCUAUGAAGUAGAGGAAGAGGCUGUUGUGAAUGCCCAGGUCAAAAGAAGCAAUCAGAUAUCUAGUUUAAAGAAAAUAUUUACCAGCUUACAUGAGCUGAAAGACCCAGAGCAGAUCAAGGAAAAUGUAAAUUCAAUCUGUCAUUCAAUUUCAUCUCAGACAGACAGAGAUAUUUUGACAGCUCUUAUCAAAGACUUGGCAACUGAAUAUGGCUCAGAAGUUGACUGGGAACUGAUCCAUGAAGCUGGGUGUACCUGUGAUGACCAAAAGCACGAGUUGCCGCACCACGUUUCCUCAGAUGAGCAAAUUGUUCAAUUAAUGGAGUGCUUUCAACAGCUUAUUUCAUCUCUUCCAUCUCCAACUGUCAUUACCCUCUCCCGUUCUAGUCUUGAUGAUUACUGUCCCCCUGAUAAAGUGGAUAUGGUACAGGAUUUACUUUGCAAAUUUUUGAGAAGAACUUUUGAUAUAGAUUGUAAAAGCCACUAUUUGAGUGAUAAUUAAUGUAAUAUCUUGUGCAAGUUUUUCUUUUCUGUUUUAUUCAGUCAUUCAUUUUUUUUAAUCAUUUCAUGUUAGGAAGAGAAGACAAUGAUAAUGAUGUGUAGUGCUGAAAUGUGUGAGUAAUGUACUGGUAAUUUUUGUCUCGAGUGUAAAUGCAAUUAUAGCAAUAUUUUGAAUGUGGGUUUACAAGACUAUAAUAUAUUUUGACAAUUUAUAUUACAUUAUCCAUAGUAUUUAUGGUCUGUUGUUGUUUAUAAUAAACAAGAAUCCCUGCUGAAAAUAUAAUCAGAUGUAUUGCAUUUUGACAAUAAAUUUAAAUAGGCA
Messenger RNA from Penaeus indicus, 1168 nucleotides. RefSeq names its product UPF0489 protein C5orf22 homolog. The record is from RefSeq and is a predicted model, not a curated record. The transcript has a single exon. Lineage: Eukaryota; Metazoa; Arthropoda; Malacostraca; Decapoda; Penaeidae. The coding region runs from base 89 to 847 and encodes 252 amino acids.